AUUUUUUUCGCUUCUUUAUUUCACUAGUUUGUAUUUUCUCGGAUCGUAUCUCCAAUCCCAAAUCUUUCCUAUUACCACUGAUACUGUUACUACCUUUACUUUUCUGAGAUUUGGCCAGACAAUUCGAUCUCUGCAAUAAUGGUUUAUGGAAACUUGAACCGAUGUACAUACGUAUCAGGUUGUGGCUGAUUCAUAUUCUGUCUUUAUACUCUUUAGAAUCAUAUUCUUGAUUUUUAGUCGUUCUUAUCAAUAAUACUGCUAUAAUAUGAACUCAUUUGGCACUAAGCUUGCUAACUUCAUUUUAUUAUGCAGCUAUAUGCUUGGAUCUACAUUGGUUAUGAUUGACUGUUAAGCGUUUGUAAGGAGUGGCUAUUGAAUCUAGGGAAUACUUUCAAAACGUUAUCCACCCGAACAGUUUAAAGCACUGAAUGAACAUAAUCCUGUGGAUGAAAUAUUUAAAUUGUUUAAGAAGAUUGUGAUACAGAAUGUUUAUAGUAUAUUCCUAUCCGUCCAUCUCGAAUGGAAAUAUUAAUUGAAAGCCACUGGGUUGCUAUACUUUAAAAACGACCCAUUUCAUGAAACAAUUUGUUUCCAAUCUGAGUUAAGUAAAAUUGUACUAAUGCUUCUCUAAACCACCAGUAGCCCAGCUCUAUUGACUUUCCCUGCUCUGGACCCACCUAUUUUUCAUUUAAUCUUGUUUCUGUUGUCCUGUUUAGUUUUAUUUUCCUUUUUGAUGUCUCUGUUUCGAAAUAUAGGGACUUGAGCUAGUGUUCUAUUGUUCUUGGUUCAAUAUAGUAUCAGCUCAAAAUUUGUACGUCGUGAAAUGCUUUAUUCUAAUUAUAAAAUACUUGAGUGUUGUAUGAAUUGCACUAAAAUAGUGACUUUGCUUACUGGAAAUUGUCGAUGCUUUUUAUUCUUUCUAAUUAGGGUUGUUCAUAUGAUCCUAGCGGAUCCUUGGGGUUUUGUGGAGGAUCCCCUGAAAGUUAAAGAUCAAUCGAAUGUGGGUGCAGCUCAAGCAUGGAUAUUUUCAACUGUUCGUCAUUUAUUUCGUUCCUUUAAUCCCUUGUCCUUUCUUCGUGCUGCCGGACCCUUCGGGCCUAGCCUUAUCCACUAUUUCCGUCAGGAUCUAAGAGGGUUUUUCGAUCAAAGGCCCAUUCGCGCUGAAGAGAUGACAGAAAUACCUCGAACAGAACAACUUGAAUCGACCCAGAAUGUUUCUUACGAUAAACACAUUCAGUCAACUAAUGGUGAGGAUGAUGUAUUCGAGCCUCCGUCACCGAUCCACAUAGCGGUGAAGGCUGAGGGGACAGUCUCUGAUAAAUCAAGUUCCAAUACACUGAAUUCUAUUGAUUUAAACGAUUUGGAUGGGUCUGUAGCUUUGGAUUACGUCUAUCAUAUUAACUGUCAGCAUCCAAGGUACCAUUGUCUUAAAUUACAUCUUCUAUUGGUUAA
Messenger RNA from Schistosoma rodhaini, 1452 nucleotides. The record is from the annotation of a GenBank genome assembly. NCBI's taxonomy places the organism in Eukaryota, Metazoa, Platyhelminthes, Trematoda, Strigeidida, Schistosomatidae.